CCGUCUGAUAUUCCAGACAUGCGCAUUACAAACUGCAAUCUGACCACAAAAUCGGGAGAGAACUACAGAGCAGGCAGGACCGCAAUGGGACGAGGGUGAUUUUAUCAAAUCUAUCAAAAAUCGCUGACAAGAUGUCCGACGCGAGUAGAAACCCCCAAUCGAUACGCAUCUGGACUUAUUGAAGUGGAUCCGAUACACACAGAACCUGCAGAACUCCCAAAAGUCAAUACUUUUUCCAAGGGGAGGAAGUUUGUUGUGUCGAAGGAAAUAUAAUAGCCCGGUAAGGCAGGGAGAGACUGCGGAAAGCGGCCAGAACAGGGGACAGUCAGAAUACAAACCCACCCACCCAGUCAGCCAUGGAGGAGUUUGGGUCAGCGUUGGAGAAGAAUGUGGCCGAUUUAACAGUUAUGGACGUGUAUGACAUAGCCGCGGUGGUGGGUCAGGAGUUUGAGCGGAUCAUUGAUCAGUAUGGAUGUGAGGCUCUGUCCAGGCUCAUGCCAAAAGUGGUGCGGGUGCUGGAGAUCCUGGAGGUGAUGGUCAGUAGGAACAGCGUCAGCCCGGAGACCGAGGAGUUGAGGCUGGAGCUGGACAAACUACGGCUGGAGCGGAUGGACCGGAUGGAGAAAGAGAAGAAACACAAGAAGGAGUUGGAGCUGGUAGAGGAUGUAUGGAGAGGGGAGGCCCAGGACCUUUUGUCUCAAAUCGCUCAGCUUCAGGAAGAGAACAAGACACUCCUCACUAACAUGUCCAUCAAAGACCCCAUGAGUGAAGAGGACCUACAGAGGCACGAAGGUAUGUCGGAGCGGGAGCGUCAGGUGAUGAAGAAGCUGAAGGAGGUGGUGGACAAGCAGAGAGACGAGAUCCGAGCCAAAGACCGUGAGCUCACGCUCAAGAACGAGGACGUUGAGGCACUCCAGCAGCAGCAGUCUCGUCUGAUGAAGAUAAACCAUGACCUGCGCCAUAAGAUCUCCGUGGUGGAAGCUCAGGGGAAAGCCCUCAUCGAGCAGAAGGUGGAACUGGAGGCGGGAGCUCAGGCACGUGUACAGGAAAUGGGAGCACUCCGGCAGGAAGUGACACGUUUAAGGGAGCGCCUGCAAGGAGACACGCCUCAGGGUCUAGAGGAGCCUCCUCCCCAGCCCCCCUCCCCCGCACAGCCUGGUAGCCCCUGCUCCUCAGAGGUGGGGGCUCAGGGUGUGGGCUGGCCAGAACCAGACAGACACUACCACCCUGAGCUGCUGUUGGGGGGGUACGAUCCCGCCCCGCGCCUCCCGUCCCUGGAUGACGAUGAUGAGGAUGUAGAGGAAGAGGCAGUGUUGCUAUGGGAGGCGAUGUGUGAUGAGGACACACCUGCUCUGUUCCAACACUUUACCAAGGAGGCGCUAUGUGAUGAGGAGGGGGGAGGCCUGGACCAGAAGGAUCCCAACAGGCCCCGGUUCACACUGCAGGAGCUGAGAGACGUUCUGCAUGAGAGGAACGAGCUUAAGGCCAAAGUGUUCAUGCUGCAGGAGGAGAUCGCCUACUACAAAAGUGAAGAAGAGGCGGAGGAUGAGACCGGCCCCCUUACUCCUUCCCCUUCUCCCGAACAACUGAGGGCACAGCCCCGACUCAAUGCACAGCCUGAGUCAGGAAUCAAACGCCUGUUUAGCUUCUUCUCUCGCGACAAGAGGCGGAUCUCCCAGCGGAAUGCACAGUUUGAUGACAGCUUCAGCUCGUGGGCGGGGAAGGAUGAGGUGUACACAGAACAGGCCCAGGAGGCUUUGCAGCACAUAUAGGGCACGUUCCUCUGACCAGGCGUUGUUGACGCCUGCCAGAUCUUACAAGGCCUGGAUAGGUAUUUUAGGUAUCAGCUAACUACAUCAUAUGUUAUAGCAAUCUGUCAGGCGAUUAAAUAGUCAAUGACGUGGUACGCAACCAUUGGUUGAUGCAUGCAACGUCUUAGCAGGAGAAAGUGACCGUAGUGAUUGGACAGCGCUUUAUGAUGAGGUCACUCAGAACCAUCUCACUGUAACGCCCCGCCCAUGCCCACCAUGUGAGCUGCAGCAGCACUUAAGGGACAGUUCUAAAUUUACUGGGGUGGGGAGUUGGUCCAAAAUAGGGGAGGGUUGUCAAACUUAUUUCUUUGCUUUGGGGAGGGUUGUGUGAUUGUUUU
Messenger RNA from Coregonus clupeaformis (lake whitefish), 2149 nucleotides. RefSeq names its product RILP-like protein 1. Gene Ontology annotation, molecular function: protein dimerization activity. Gene Ontology annotation, cellular component: ciliary basal body; cytoplasm. The record is from RefSeq and is a predicted model, not a curated record. Bases 357 to 1772 code for a protein of 471 amino acids. Gene Ontology annotation, biological process: cilium assembly. The transcript is spliced from 10 exons. Lineage: Eukaryota; Metazoa; Chordata; Actinopteri; Salmoniformes; Salmonidae.